GAAAAGAUCAACGAUGUCGGCUUUGGCCUUUAUCAGGUACACGUUUUCAUCCUUUGCGCAGGUGCUGUAGUCGCGGAGGUGACUGGCCUCCAGACAGCUGCUGGUCUGACGUCUGCCAUUGUCCAGGAGUACAAGAUAGAAACCGACGUUGGCCAGGAGGCGCAGAUGCUGGCAACCUACAUGGGCUUUGCGCUUGGCACCCUCAGCUCAGGCUCUGCAGGCGACCUUUUCGGUCGUCGUUUACCGGUGCUUCUGGCUUACUGUGGGAUGCUUUUAUCAGCGCUGGGUUUGUUCCUUACGAGCAGCUACGAGGCUCUCUGCAUUGGUUUCAGCGUUUUCGGCUUCUUUGGUGGCCUGGGAAUCCCAGCAGCUUUCAUAGCGCUAGCAGAAGUGUGCCCCACGCGCUUGCGGGGCAUCGUCAAUGCCGCGAUGGCCGUUUCGUUCUGCUGUGGAGAAGUUUGGUCGGCCCUUGGCUUUCGGCUGCUCCUACCGGAUCUAAUUGGAUCUGGUUGGAGGUCGAUGUUGUUGUGGAUUGGUUUGCCGCCGUUGGUGCUCUUAUGUCUUGGUUGCCUCAGCCCUGCCACGCGCUUUGACACACCGCAUUUCCUGAGUGCCCGAGGGCGGCGGCAAGAGCUGGCGCAGGUGAUGCAGCUCAUGGCCACGAUGAACAACCGGGAGGUCUCAGUCGAAGAGCUGGCUCCAGCCGCGUCCGAACCGGGUGAG
Messenger RNA from Symbiodinium pilosum, 723 nucleotides. The record is from the annotation of a GenBank genome assembly. NCBI's taxonomy places the organism in Eukaryota, Dinophyceae, Suessiales, Symbiodiniaceae.